Messenger RNA from Hermetia illucens (black soldier fly), 1523 nucleotides. It is a transcript of the gene Mpi, whose product is annotated as mannose-6-phosphate isomerase. The transcript is spliced from 3 exons. Gene Ontology annotation, cellular component: cytosol. The coding region runs from base 141 to 1340 and encodes 399 amino acids. Gene Ontology annotation, biological process: carbohydrate metabolic process; GDP-mannose biosynthetic process. NCBI's taxonomy places the organism in Eukaryota, Metazoa, Arthropoda, Insecta, Diptera, Stratiomyidae. Gene Ontology annotation, molecular function: zinc ion binding; mannose-6-phosphate isomerase activity. The record is from RefSeq and is a predicted model, not a curated record.
UUCUGACAAUCUGCGCUUCGUGCGGCUCGCUCGGGUUCAUCGACUUCGGCAACCUUUUUCGACCUUUGGUUGACGUGUGUUGUUUUUCAGUCGUUCCCGGCGCGACUUGUUGUUUUUAGCGCUUCCUCCCUGUUCCUGCGAUGGAGCUGAUUGGCGAUGUCAAGACGUACGAAUGGGGUAAGCUCGGCCUUGAUUCCGAAGUGGCCAAGCUGGCGCAGCUCAAUUCCGUGAAAUUCACUGCGGUCGAAGGCACCCCAUACUCCGAGUUCUGGAUGGGCGAUCACCCCAGCGGCCCGUCUCUGCUGAAGGACACCAGCCAGGAGCUGGGUGCCUUCAUCGCCGAGAACGCGGACUCCGCCAACGGAUCCAUGAAGAGCUUGCCCUUCUUGUUCAAGGUCCUGAGCAUCCGGAAAGCGCUGAGCGUCCAAGUGCACCCGAACAAGGAAGAAGCUGAGCGCCUGCAUGCGGAACACCCGGACAUCUACAAGGACGCCAACCACAAGCCGGAGCUGGCCAUCGCCCUGACUACAUUCCGAGCCCUUUGCGGCUUCCGGCCGCUUGCAGAGAUCCAAGGGUUAUGCAAGAAGUUCGAGCCGUUGAUGCAGCUGAUCGGACCUGAAAUAAUCGAGAAUUUAGAAAGUAAUACUCCGGAAUCGCUGAAGCUCUGCUACUCAAAACUCAUGACAUCAGCGCAGGACGACAUAACGAAGUGCAUUGAGACAAUUAGGGAUGACGCGAAACACCAGGAAGAACUCGAAGCGUGCGGUCUUAAAGACAUUUUUGCAACACUCUACAAAGACUUCCCAAACGAUGUGGGUAUCCUAAGUAUAUUCUUUCUCAACGUAAUUAACCUCAAGCCAGGCCAGGCAAUUUUCCUCGCAGCAAAAGAACCACAUGCCUACCUAGAAGGUGAUUGUCUUGAAUGUAUGGCUUGUUCGGAUAAUGUAAUCCGUGCUGGCCUCACACCGAAAUUCAAGGAUAUCCACACACUCAUCGAGACCCUAAACUACAAUGGCGAACCGGCCGAAAAGAAACUUUUCCAGUCGGCAAAAAUCGAUGAUUUGGAGCUAUUUGUACCGCCCGUAAAAGAUUUUUCCGUCGGAAAGAUACACAUUCCUAUCACAAAUACUUUUUACCAAAUGCGACACUCAAAGUAUGCUUCGAUUUUAUUGGUACUGGAUGGCGAGGCCAUCAUUAAGACAAGUACGUAUGGCGAGAUAUCAGUACGACGCGGAUCUGUGAUUUUCAUUCCAGGAGAUUCGGGUUGUUAUUUAGAAUUCUAUCGUAAAUCAGAGGCAGACAAUUUCACAGCGUACAUGGCAAUGUACAAUUUCUUUUAGUAAUAGUUGUUGUAGUCACAAAAUGUGCAGUAUUCCACAUUAUCGUUUUAUGAUUAGACUUUAGACAUUUUUUAAACAAUACUUUGUAUCGGCUGUUGAAUUUUUAUAGUUGUACCAUAUGUUGCUUUUAUUUUCGUUGUUUUUGUACUUUUAUUAUUAUCACAUAAAUGUAUUCCAUGAAAA